ACCAGUGCCGGGUGUGUAGCUUUACCGGGACAGUCACACAUGCAGGAGCCCGGGGGGGCCACAAUGUGGCCCCUGUGCGUGGAGCCAUGGCACCCAGACUGAGCCCCCGCAAUGCCCGCAGGUACCUCUUCCUGUGCACCCUGUGCCUGUCCUGCACCCUUCUCUGCUACAACCUCAUCCUGCGCGGGGGGCACCACAACAUGCACAGCCAGGGGUACCUGCACCUCGGCUGCCCCCCACUGCUGGGGGGCAAGAAACUACUGCAGAAUGUGCUCCUGUGCCCCCACUCCGGAGCUGCACUUACCUUCUCCAACACGGACCUAUCCUCCUACCCGGACUGGAGUGGCAAGAAUCAGACGGAACCCCCCGAAAUGACUGGGAGCCCCCCAAAACCUACCGAGCACCAGGCGCACCCCACUGGGAAUAGCACGGCUGCACCCCGAUACGGGCACAAGAGGCUGCCCCAGGCCAUCAUUGUGGGGGUCAAGAAGGGGGGCACUAGAGCAGUCCUGGAAUUUGUUAGGGUGCAUCCAGAAGUGAGAGCUAUGGGCACUGAACCCCACUUCUUUGACAGGAACUAUGAGAUGGGGUUGGACUGGUACAGAAACCUGAUGCCUCGAUCCCUGGAUCACCAAAUUACGGUGGAGAAAACCCCCAGCUACUUUGUGACGCGGGAAGCCCCUCGUCGGAUUUCACACAUGUCACCUAGAGUCAAACUGAUUGUGGUAGUCCGUAAUCCCGUGACCCGGGCAAUCUCUGAUUAUACUCAGACUCUAUCCAAAAAACCAGACAUCCCCAGCUUCAAUGAACUAGCUUUCCUCAAUAGGACAAGUGGAGAGGUGGAUACUUCCUGGAAUGCUAUCCGGAUUGGACUCUAUGCUUUACAUCUGCAGCCCUGGCUUAGUCAUUUUCCAAUAUCCCAAAUGCACUUUGUAAGCGGAGAGCGGCUGAUCACAGAUCCAGCCGGGGAGAUGGCAAGAGUACAGGACUUUCUUGGCCUCAAACGUCUGGUCACAGAGAAACAUUUCUACUUUAAUAAGACUAAGGGUUUUCCUUGCCUCAAAAAGCCUGGUGGUGGAGGAGCACCACGUUGUUUGGGUAAAUCAAAGGGUCGGGCUCAUGUACAGAUCACCACUGACGAUAUAGAACAAUUACGAGAAUUCUAUAGACCCCAUAACAUUAAGUUCUAUGAAACUGUUGGGCAGGACUUUCACUGGGAGUAGGAUAUCAAUCAAAAACUGUGGACAAAGGCUUCCAAGAAGAAAAUUUUCAGAAAAUAGACAAAUUGAUAGAUAGCUUUACCUCUGGACAAAGUGACGAUACAGAGAGGAACAGACUUUAAAAAAUAGGAAUUUUAGAUUUUUUUUGUUUAAAGAAGUUUGGAUCAAGGAGGAAACAAGAUGUUAAUAGGUCUUAACAAAGAGUCUAGAAACCUUCACGUCCUUAAAAUCUUAAACCAUCAUGGAUGGACUUGUCCCAAAUAUCAAGGAGACAUAAAGCACAAUGCACUUUGCUCUUCCACUUCAAGGACUAGAGAACAUGAUCUAUAAGAUGAGGCCAGAAGCUUCAGGACAAGAAGGUCCCAGAACCUAAGACU
Messenger RNA from Bufo bufo (common toad), 1597 nucleotides. Its product is annotated as heparan sulfate glucosamine 3-O-sulfotransferase 2-like. The record is from RefSeq and is a predicted model, not a curated record. Lineage: Eukaryota; Metazoa; Chordata; Amphibia; Anura; Bufonidae. The coding region runs from base 87 to 1223 and encodes 378 amino acids. Gene Ontology annotation, molecular function: [heparan sulfate]-glucosamine 3-sulfotransferase activity. The transcript is spliced from 2 exons.